AUCAGAGGGCGGCGGGAGGAGCGGCCCGAGGCUUAAAGGGGCCGUCAGGCACACCCAGACCCCCGUGCUCAUCUCAGCCACACAGACCCCCUCCACCUUCCCCGACCUCACGAGGAACCCAGAAUCUGCCGCUGCCAUGUCGGACCGCUGCCAGCACUGCCAGACGCCGCUGGCUGGGCGUUCAUACGUGAUGAGGGAGAACCGCACCUACUGCUCCGAGUGCUUCGAGAAGCUCUUCUCGCACGCGUGCGCCGCCUGUGCCCAGUCCAUUGGGCCCGGCCAGCGGGAGCUGAUCGUGAGCGGCAAGCACUACCACGACAAGUGCCUCAAGUGCGGCCGCUGCGGCGUGCCCGUGGCCAACAAGCCGUAUGACUCGAGUGGGGACGUGCCGCUCUGCAGCGCCUGCGCUGGCGCUUCGCCGGCCGCCGCGACCGGGGCGCUGGCCAAUCAGUGCGUGGGCUGCAGGAAGGUCAUCCACCCAGGCACCGCGAAGAUUGUGUACGAGGGGAAGACCUUCCACGACCACUGUUUCAAGUGCUCCCGCUGCCACGAAUCCAUCGGCAAGAAGGGCUUCAUCCCCGUGGGCGAGGCCGUCUACUGCGCCCCGUGCCACAAGAAGAUUUAGGGCCGGCGGUUUGGAAGCCGCGGCCUCGAUGCCGUGGUGGCUUCUCCGUGCAUGUCUCCUACACCCCUCCCCCAUCUCCCCCCCCACACCGCCCCCCUCUCCCAUGUGGCCUAUGGGGGAGGGGUGUGUGAGGACCCCGUGGCUCCCAUCGGCUUCUACCCAGCGGACCAGCGGGAGGAACGUGGCUGGUGGUGCGAGGCGCGGGGGUCCAUGGUGCCGGCGUUCGCGGCCACGUGGCCAGCUUGCUGUUGAAUCGCGCGCGGGUGGUCGGGACUGGGCCGUUCGUCGACGUCACCGUCGACGUCACCGUCGUCGUCGUUGUUGCCGUGGUGACCACGCGCCGUUACCACGGUGACGGCGCGCGCAACUGGAUCCGUUAUCGGUUUCUUAUGGGGGACGGGACAGCGGUAAUCGAUUCUCGCCAAAUUAUCCGUGAAGUGAGAAAGAAAAAUAAGAUUUGAAAAAAUCCCACCCGCAAAAUGUCAACACGUUCGUCAAUAACGCCACACGCGUGUGUGUGUGUGGGGCGCCUUGAAAGGGACAAAUGUAUACCGUACGGGGAGACGUUUCGGGCAUUAACCCUUCUUCGUGGCAAGCGAAUGGAGAGGUCGGGGAGAGACCGAACCUUACGCCGAAACUGCGUCCGUGUGAAGCCCUCCACCACCCGACACGGCCAAGCAAGUUGAAUCGUCGCGCGGUGUCAAAGCGUUUGUUACGAGUGCUAUUUGUUUCGGCUCGCUUACCGCGGGGAAAGUCGAACAAUUAAUUUGAUCGGUCGGGUGGUGGUGGUGCGGGUUGUCGAGACGACACAGAUAUGGCCAGACCGUUACGUGGCCGAGCCCAAAAAUCAACGACGAAUCGUCGCAGCAGCUAAACACACGCAACACAUUCGCCAUUGACACUCUGACGCCUUCAAAUGAAGAAUGUGUGUGUGUGUCGUCCAUGAUGUAUUUUUAAGGCUCCCUGCCCCUCCACGCAGAGCUGUUAUUGACACGUAACGUGUCGAGGUGGUUGUUGUUGUUGUCAGUGCUUGUACACCACUACCAAUGCAGCAUCGUCAACAACAGCAACAACAACAACAACAUGAUCCGUGUAAUAACAACAACUAGAAUAUGACCACCACACCGCUCGAGACAAUGCAAGGUCGUCUUCUCACAGUGAACGAUACGUCCCCCUUUGUGUUAUUGUUGUUGUUUGUACAGCAGGGGUGGCCAACUGCGCCAGUGUAGAACGUAGAAGAUACAACGCCGAUGGGUUUGCUUAAAACCAAACAUCCUCAACGGGUGGAUUUUUUUGCAUGUGCUUAUGUACACUAUCAUAUUGGAUGUGCUCCGUCGUAUUAUAAUUCAUAACGAUGAUUGCCGGGAUAGCCCCGUUUACUUGACAGCCAACAAGACAAAGACAAAGGUUCACCGUAUAAACCCCUAACAGACUGUAGGGGCAAGUGCUGCUAGCGAGCACCUAUGAAGGCCGGCACGGCACACGAGUGCGUGGGUACGCCAACACAACGCCCGGCCGCCUUUGUCUCCCCAGUGGCGAUGUUUACUACACACCGCACCAGGUACUCAUUUGAGGCCGAGUCGACCUAGGGGGAGGCUCAGAACCGGUGCAGAUAAUCGCCACUGCUGUUGGCCGCGAGCAGGAAUCGAACUCGGGACGCCGGGUUCCUAGCGCAGCGUAGCGCUCACCGCUGCACCACCGCUCACGCAAGGAGCUGCUGUAUCAUUCAAUGUGCGUUGAGUUCCCUGUUGAAUAAACUGUUUAAUUAUCA
Messenger RNA from Lethenteron reissneri (Far Eastern brook lamprey), 2396 nucleotides. RefSeq names its product four and a half LIM domains protein 3-like. Lineage: Eukaryota; Metazoa; Chordata; Hyperoartia; Petromyzontiformes; Petromyzontidae. Gene Ontology annotation, cellular component: nucleus; Z disc. Gene Ontology annotation, molecular function: transcription coregulator activity. The record is from RefSeq and is a predicted model, not a curated record.